Talaromyces proteolyticus is the source of this 1324-nucleotide messenger RNA. Its product is annotated as putative monooxygenase. Lineage: Eukaryota; Fungi; Ascomycota; Eurotiomycetes; Eurotiales; Trichocomaceae. Bases 59 to 1324 code for a protein of 421 amino acids. The record is from RefSeq and is a predicted model, not a curated record. Gene Ontology annotation, molecular function: FAD binding. The transcript is spliced from 3 exons.
CGCAAACGCAGACUCGCAAAAGUACUGUGAAAACUUGGACUUUUCAUUCACAUACAACAUGACAACACCCAAAAUGUCGUCCCCUCACGUGCUUAUCAUCGGCGCUGGCAUGAGCGGUCUCACGCUCGCGCAACAAUUGAAGAAAAACAACAUUUCCUUCACCGUUUUCGAGCGAGAUCUGAACGACGACUCCCGCGGCCAAGGUUGGGCGCUAUCGUUGUUCGGAGAGGCCCUCGACUUAAUGAGGGCUUUGAUGCCGUCGGAAUUGGGCCCCGUGGAGCGGACGAGCGCUCUGUUUCCCCUUGAGCUCCCACCACAGUUCGCUUUCUAUGACAUUACCCGCCCAGACUUCCGGGUCGGUGUCGUCGUCGAUGACACUCUCAAGGCCGUCCGAGCGAACCGCCGCAGGCUGCGCGACUGGCUGAUGCAGAAUAUCGACGUAAAGUUCAACAAGCGUCUGCUCCGCGUGGAGGAGCACGGUGAUAAAGUCACGGCGUAUUUCGAGGAUGGUACUUCGGCGACGGGUGAUUUCCUGGUCGGCGCCGAGGGUACACGCAGUGUGGUGCGCAAGCACCUCCUCCAAGGCCAGGACGUGAUGAAACCAUUACCGGUCGGCUCAAUUUUCGGCGAGACCUCGCUCAGCGACGACGACUUUUCACAGCAGCUCACACUCUCACAUUCAAACUACAUCGUCAUGGACUCUAGGCUCCCUCCUGACCAGCAGGCGGUCAUUUUCGGCGCCCUCAACCGAGUAAGCCCUGAUGGUAAGACCGGAUAUUACUACUAUAUCCUUCUUUGGGUGGACCAUCAGGCUCCUACGGACGCAGGUGAGAAGCGUUGGUUUGAGUCGGCAUCAAAGGAACAGUUGGCGGCCUUUGCACGUGAAAAAACCAAGGGUUUCCCGGACAACCUCCGCUCCCUGGUGGAUAGGAUCCCUAUAGAGGGAUACAAUGCCCCUGGCUUCCAGCUUCAGGGUGUGGAGUUAGAACUUGAACAACUGCCGGCUGGAAGGGUGCUGUUGAUUGGGGAUGCAGCGCACUCGAUGGCUCCAUUCCGUGCUCUAGCUGCAAACACGGCCUUCGUCGACGCCUUCAAGCUCGGCGAAGUCCUCACACGCGCGCGGGAUAUGCAGGCGUCAGGCGAAACGCUGAAGGAUCUCGUGUCAGCGUUCAACGUAGAUAUGAUUACACGCGGCAAGGCGGCGAUCAAGGCAUCCAACUCGGUGCUCGAAGCCUACGGCGAAGAGACUAAGUUUGUUACAUUCGGCAGGGAGGCGAGACCGAUACCGCUAAAGACUGUAGUGUUGUCAGAUCAUCGGAUUUAG